Molecule: messenger RNA, 219 nt
Organism: Laccaria bicolor S238N-H82
Lineage: Eukaryota; Fungi; Basidiomycota; Agaricomycetes; Agaricales; Hydnangiaceae
Exons: 1
Coding region: 1-219 (72 amino acids)
Source: RefSeq, a predicted model, not a curated record
AUGGGGAAAAUGACAAUGCCAUCGACGCAAAGCUACGUUUUCGAAUGGUUCUUUGGCAGUCGACAUGACAAGAAACCAGAGCCUGCGGCGACUACCCCGCCAACUGCGCCUGAACAAAUGCCCAGUGUGCGUAGGAAUGUGUGCGUCAAUCACGCGCUGCCUGCUAUGGAGGCGGAUCACUAUGGGGAGUCUAGGGUUUGCUAUGUCGGAAAGAAAUGA